Molecule: messenger RNA, 1423 nt
Organism: Nyctereutes procyonoides (raccoon dog)
Lineage: Eukaryota; Metazoa; Chordata; Mammalia; Carnivora; Canidae
Gene: KLK8
Product: kallikrein related peptidase 8
Exons: 6
Coding region: 594-1373 (259 amino acids)
Biological process (GO): proteolysis; neuron projection morphogenesis; memory
Molecular function (GO): serine-type endopeptidase activity
Source: RefSeq, a predicted model, not a curated record
AGACUCAGGAGUCCAGAACCUCAUUCCUUCCCCUCCCAGGUCCAGGAGUCCAGACUUUUACCUCCCUUCCCUCAAUUCAGGGGUCUGGGCCCCCAGUCCCUCUUCCCUCAGACUUACAGUCUAGAAUCCCAGACCCUUCCUCCAGACCUAGAGUCCAGGUCCCCAGCCCCCUCCAGUCUCAGAUCCAGGAUUCGGGGUUCCAGUUUCCUUCUCCCACAAACCCGGGAGUUCAGACCCCCCAAUCCCUACCAUCCCUGGGUCCUGAGUCCAGGUCCUUAGCCCUCUUUUCCCUCGGAGCCAGUUGUCUGGAUCCUGGCUCUUUCUGUUUCAGACCCAAGCAUGAGGAGUUCCAGGUCCCAGCCACCCCUCCCUCAAGAUUUCCCUCAGCUCCUCAGGCCCUCCUCACUCAUGCACAGGGCUCCAGUUCCCAGAUGCUCUGCCGGCACCAGAGGAGGCGGAGCGGGAGGCGGGGAUUCCCAGUUAAAAGCGUCCAGAACCUAGUACCAGGCAGACAGAGCUGAAGCACUGGGGCCUCUUCUUCUGGGUCUGAAUCAGUCGGUGACCCCGCCCCCCGGAUUCUGCAAGACCCCACCAUGGGACAUCCCCCACCUGCUGUAGUCUGGACCUGGAUGUUCCUGCUCUUGCUGUUGGAAGCCUGGGCAGGACACGUGAGGGCACAGGAGUCCAAGGUGCUCGGCGGCCAGGAGUGUGAGGCCCAUUCGCAGCCUUGGCAGACAGCUUUGUUCCAGGGCGUCCGGCUGCUCUGUGGGGGGGUCCUCAUUGAUGACAACUGGGUCCUCACAGCAGCCCACUGUAAAAAACGGAAGUACACAGUACGCCUGGGGGAUCACAGCCUGAAGAAUAAAGACAGUUCAGAGCAAGAAAUGGCUGUGGCUCAGUCCAUCCCACACCCCUGCUACAACGGGAGCAAUGAGGACCACAGUCAUGAUCUCAUGCUUAUCCGACUACGUGGUCGGGCAUCCCUGGGGCCCCAAGUGAAGCCCAUCAACCUGGCGGAUCACUGCCCUGAAGUUGGCCAGAAGUGCACCAUCUCAGGCUGGGGCACCGUCACCAGCCCCCGAGAGAAUUUUCCUGACACCCUCAACUGUGCAGAAGUAGAAAUCUUUCCCCAGAAGAAGUGUAAGGAUGUCUACCCCGGGGAAGUUACAGAUGGUAUGAUUUGUGCAGGCGACAGCGAUGGGGCCGACUCAUGCCAGGGAGAUUCCGGGGGUCCGCUGGUGUGUGGUGGUGUUCUGCAGGGCAUCACAUCCUGGGGAUCAGACCCCUGUGGGCGGCCUGAGAGACCUGGUGUCUACACCAACAUUUGCCGCUACUUGGACUGGAUCAAGAAGACCAUAGGUGGCAGGGGUUGAUGCUAGGACAAGCUUUGGACCCCCUUCAAUAAACUCACAACUCAGCCUGG